UAAAUAAUGUAAAGCUUAAAAGCUUGCAUAUUUAAUUUGCAAUAUUUUGUUGUUAAAUAUAUAUAUAUAUCAUUUAUCAAAUACUAUCGGAACUUGAAGAAUUAUGGAUCGAAAUAUACUUAAAUGCUUGGUCCUGCUGCCGCGGGAAGAGGCAUGUUCUGCUAUCAGUGUCCGCCAUCGUUGCAUCCAUGUGGACCGCAUCCGUCGCGUUUGCCAACACUGGAUUAUCCGUUUGCAGCAACGCAUCCAUAUGCAAGUUACUCGUAUCAUCCUUCCAUACAUGAUGAGACAUUUGUGCGACGUAAGCAACGACGUAAUCGCACCACAUUCACAUUGCAACAGUUGGAAGAGUUGGAGACUGCCUUUGCGCAGACCCACUAUCCGGAUGUGUUCACACGUGAGGACCUGGCGAUGAAGAUAAAUCUGACGGAAGCGCGCGUUCAGGUUUGGUUUCAAAAUCGACGCGCAAAAUGGCGUAAAGCCGAACGCCUUAAGGAUGAGCAACGCAAGCGCGAGAACGGCGAGAGCAGUGGUUCGCUGGACAAGUUGCAUGACAGUCGCGAAUCUUCGCCUGACAUCACGGGCGAAAUCGACGAUGAUGAACCACAUUUGCGCCGCUCGCAUAGUCCUGGUCCACCAUCGGCCAGUCCGCAUGCUAUAGACUCGGACAAUGAACGUCCACUCUCGUCGACACAACUUACCACACAAUCGGCCUCGCAAUCGGUCGGUUCGAUAAGCGCUGGCUCACCGUCACCUAGUGCGCGUGCCACGCCUCAACAUUGUCCCAAUAGUCCGACUUCGAAUUCACGCCACACUGAUUCGCCCAUCGAAGUGGGCGGUCCGAUUUCGUUGACCUCGCGCACAUCGUCUGGCACUACACCCACGUCGGCUUUACAUAGUACGCCCACUACAUUCGGUAGUCAUAUUUUCGGGAAUUUCGGUGCCGAUAGCAAUUGCGGCUUUCGUCCGGUACUCAACGAUAACUCCGGCAACAGCGUGGUCGCUUCUGGUGCUAGCGCACAACGCACCACCACCACUGCGCAUCCACCACUCUUUCUGCCGCCGCAUUUGGCUUCGCUGAGCUCACAGUUUACACAUCAACCACUCUUUCCCGGACUAAAAGGCGUCUCACCGUUUCCGGGUCUCUGCUCGUGUUGCUCACUGAAACCCCCGCCGCCACCGCCUAGCGCCUCCUCAGUGGCCGCUGCCGCUGCUGCAGCCGCCGCAGCUGCUGCUGUCUCUUCCAGCUCCACUUCCGGUGUACCCAUUUCUUCGGCUGCGCCAUCAGCUAGCAGCUCACCCGACUCGCCGCCCAAUGUCGGUUCGGUCAUUAGCCAGGCAGCGCACAACAAUCACGACGCUCGCUCUAGCUCUGUGGCUGAGUUGCGUCGUAAGGCGCAAGAACACUCCGCCGCGCUGUUGCAAUCGCUGCAUGCCGCCGCAGCAGCUGGGCUGGCCUUCCCCGGCUUGCACUUGCCACCGCUCUCAUUCCAUCAUCAUUCAGCCGCCGCUUUGAGUAAUGCGCACGCUGCUGCGGCCGCUGCCGCUGUCGCCAAUAAUAACAACAAUCACAAUAAUAACAAUAACAAUAAUAACGGUGUACGCCUGAAAAGCGAAUCGGCUCAGGAUAUGACUGCAAGCACCAUGAAUGGCCUAUCUGCGGCGGCGGCAGCAGCAGCGGCGGCUGCCAAUAAUCAUCACAGCAUUGCCAGUUUGACGUUGCUCGAUGCGCAGAACGCGGCGUAUCAUCAUCACCAGCAGCAGCAGCAACAACAGCAACAACAAUUGUCGCAAGCGGCUGCCUUGCAUCUGCAACAACAACAGCAGCAGCAACAACAACUCUCGCCCCCGAUAACGCCGACUCAUACCCCCACGCUUCAUCGCCAGGACACGCCACCCAAGUGCACACCAAACGGCGCUAGCGCCGGCGCCAUCACAAUCACGAAAAGUGAAUAAUUAUAGUCAGCGGCUCCCGAAUUGCUCCCAAAGCAGCAAAUAAGUGAAAUUUGAGAAUUAAGUGAAAAGAAUAAUAAGCAAUAGUUUAAUAUUAAUGAGUAAAUUCCUGUUGGUGGAAGCUGUCGCGCAAAGGUUAGAUUUACUAUAUAUCUAAUAACAAUAAUAACAUUAGUAGGUAGUAGUAGCACUUAAAUACAGUAGUUUAGUGUUACUUAAUUACAAGUAGUCUUAAUAUCGUAUGUAAUAUUUAAUAAUACACAUUUAGUUAUAAGUUCGUCGAGCAAAUUUCGAUUUUUGGAUUCUAAGAAGGAUUUAUUAUCAUCUCUAAUUGCUGUUUAUGCCUCAGCUAAAUAAUUGAUUACAAGUAAUCAGUGCUUGGAAAUAGCUUUUUCAAGCUAUUGCUGUUAAAGAAAGGAUUUGUACAUUUCGAGGAAUCCAAUAUUUUGGAACAUUAAAAUUUUCGAAAAUGAAACAGUGACGCCACAUAUAAUUUUCAUUCAUUAAAAAUAUUUUAUUUAAUUGAUUUAUUAUUUUUUUUAGCAUUUAUUAUUUAUUUAUUAUAUUAUUUUUUAACAUUUAUAUCUCAUUUCAUCCCUCAAAUAUGACAUCUUCAAACAUUAAACUGAUUUUGUUCGCUCCUAAAUGUAUGCUACAUUCCGGAUUACGUUUAUCUUAUCCAAAAUUUUUGAAAAUCUUACUUCUAUGGUUCAUCACUCUUUAAUUCAUUUAAAUAGUUCAAGCUAAUUUAUCAUCCAUUUAGAAAAAAGCUUGAUACUGUAGCGACCACUCAUUUGCAGUACCGCACAUUUCUUAAAAGAGCGGCUCUGCGUUUUUUUGAAUUUCUUGAAGAAUUAUUGAUAAGCAUUUUAUUGAUUUGAUAUUCAAUCCGUUCUUCUGUAAUUCUUCAUCUCAGUAAUUUCAUAUUUUUGGUAAUAUUUUUAUACUCUCGCAACAAAUGUUGCUAAAGAGUUUUGUUCACAUAACGGUUGUUUGUACCACCCAAAAGUAAACAAGUUAGAUAUAGGGUUAUAUAUACCAAAGUGAUCGGGGUGAAGAGUGGAGUUCAAAUCCGAAUGUCUGUCCGUCCGUCCGUCUGUGCAAGCUGUAACUUGAGUAAAAAUUAAGAUAUUUUGAUGAAACUUGGCACACUUAUUUCUUGGCACCAUAGGAAGGUUGCUUUCGAAAAAUGAGCAAAAUCGGACCACUGCCACGCCCACAAAAUGGCGAAAACCGAAAACACAUAAAGUGCCAUAACUAAGCCAUAAAUAAAGCUAUGGAAAUAAAAUUUGGUAUGAAGGAUCGCACUAUGGUUUGUAAUAGUUUCCUUACAUCCCAAUGAUAUGUUGUGAAAAUAGGCCAAAUCGCUUCACAACCACGCCUACUUCCUAUAUACCAGAACUUUGAAGACAAUCUGAAUCGUUUACUUUACAAUAUAUAAAGUAAGCACUAGUGAAGAUAUCGAUGCAGAACUUUGCACAAAUACUACGUUUAUAGUGUGACAGCCCCAUUCUAAAAAUCGCCGAAAUCGGACCAUAGGUUUUCAAGGCCCCAUAUAUCGAACAUGAGCACCUCGGUGCUUCUAACCUAAUAUUAGGGUUUCCAACUUUCAAUGGACUUUAUACAAUAUAUAUGACGAAUAUGUGGGUUAAAUUGUGUAUUAUAUAUUAUAAAUAAAGUUAAAUAAAUAAAUUGUGAGAGUAUAAAAUGUUCGGUUACACCCGAAAUUAGCCCUUCCUUACUUGUUAGUAUUAUUUUAGUGCUUGGGAUCGAACUGAUGUAGCGUUGAAUAAAUUGAAAUACUGAGAAGAUUGCAAAGUCUAUCUACCAGCAGGGUUUUGUAUUUCGGUACAAUUCUUUUAUUUCGCUUGUUCCUCGAGCGUUUUUAUCUUCGCGCCAGAAUGUAGGCAACACUUUUCUGAAGGGUUCAGUUGUAUGACAAAUAUUUAAAUAAGCAAGGAAAGGCUAAGUUCGGGUGCAAUCGAACAUUUUAUACUCUCACAAUUUAUCGAUAUAGUUUUAUUAAGAUAGCACACAAUUUGACCCAUAUAUUCGGCAUAAAGUCCAAUAGAAUAAUGAAAAUAAUCAUAUAUGGUAUAUGAGGGUUGAGGUAAUUCCUGAACCGAUUUCACUUAUUUUCACCACCAAGGUACACUGUAUCCAAGACUAUAUGCUCACUUAAUUUGGCUAAGAUAUUUCACUUAUUAACCCAUUUAUAAGGUAUUAAGUCCAUCUUAUUUUUAAAAAAAACCUAUAAUUAGAGAGUUAUGACCCGAUUUUUACCAUUUUUAGUAAAGAGAUACAUUAUUAGAAGAAAAAGAUUCCCUCUGAAUUAAAUUAAGAUAUCUGAGAGAUCUACCGAUAUUUUCAGUGAAAAAUUACCCUAAAGAACUGAUUUAUUCAUAUUCGAUAUCCGGGGAAUUGAAAAGUUAUAGUCCGAUUUCGACAAUUUUUUUCACAAAUGAUGCCACUGAUACAGUAUUUGUGUAAAGUUUUAUAUACAAAGAAUCUAUU
This is a messenger RNA of Zeugodacus cucurbitae (melon fly), 4467 nucleotides long. RefSeq names its product homeotic protein ocelliless (gene Drgx). Bases 124 to 1956 code for a protein of 610 amino acids. NCBI's taxonomy places the organism in Eukaryota, Metazoa, Arthropoda, Insecta, Diptera, Tephritidae. Gene Ontology annotation, molecular function: RNA polymerase II transcription regulatory region sequence-specific DNA binding; DNA-binding transcription factor activity, RNA polymerase II-specific. Gene Ontology annotation, biological process: regulation of transcription by RNA polymerase II. The transcript has 8 exons. The record is from RefSeq and is a predicted model, not a curated record.